GCCGACAGCUGCGACAGAUUCAGCAGAAUGAUUCUGCAGCCUUAACAGCUGCUGUUCGCGCUGCCGCCACACAUCAGCAACAAUAGCAACAGCUGUUGAGCACCACCACCACACACGUCAACAACAUCAAGGCUACGGCCUCAGCAGCGCCAGGCUGCACGACAGACGCAAUGAAGCAGCUCAGCGAGCGCAUCGAUCAUGUCGUCACUAUCAUCGGCGAACUCAAUGAUUUCACCGGUCCGGCUACGAUCAGCAGCACGGUGGCCGCCAUCAAGACGGACAUCACCAAGCUGCAGUCGCAACCGGCAGCAGCUGCGAAGGUAUGCAAGAUGCCACGGUUCAACAUCGGCAAGUUUGAGGACUACAACAAGACCGACGCUUUGACAUGGUGGCAAGCCUUCCUCACGGAAGCAUCAUGCCACAAAGUCCCAGCCGAAGACAUGAUGAAGGCCAUAUACCUCCAACUCAUUGGAGGGGCACAAGCAUGGAUGAACCACCUCGCAGUCAACAAGAAGACCACUAUCGCCGAACUACACAAACACCUCACGUGGGAGGAGUUUGAACAGCUGUGGUUCACUCGCUUCAUGGUACGCAACGUCGUAAAGGCGGCCAUGAACGAGGCCUGCACAUGCUCACAAGGAAGCAUGCCAACUCGAGACUGGACAAUCAAGUGGCAGAAGAUAAUGACCACGCCAGGCUUCAAUUUGAGCUUUACGAAUCAACGAUCCGAGUUUUUCUCGCGAUCGUGCGCAGGACUGCGAACCGCACUCGGCAACGAGUACGAUUACGCCUCAUUCCAGGCUAUCCUGGAUCGUGCGAACUUGGUCAUCCAAACGGAUGACAAGGCCGCAAACGAACGGCAGUCCCAACCGCACUAUGUGGCUAAGCAGGGCUAUCAACGACCGACACAUAACAAUGCCAUGACUUCUGACGAAACAGUCGAUCUCCACGCUGCAGCAGCAUCCUCGAGUGAUGGAGGAAUUGUAGCAGUGCUCCCGCCGAAGCGUCCCAAGAGAGUUCGGAAGAACAAGGCGACACAAGAGACGGCAUCGACAGGAACUGGGCAGCAGCCAUGGACGGCAUACAAGACAACCAAGGAAAUCUUUGACUUACGUCAACGAAUUCGCGACGCCAUAGCUCAAAAUGACGUCGAGGAGAUGGGCCUUGUAUUCUUGCAUGCUCUCCCCUCGCCGGACGGACCAGCCGCGUCACCGGUGAACCCACGCAUCACUCACGUCUUGGACGAGUAUGGAGACGUCUUCGAGGCUCCCACCGGAACGGUUCCGGAUCGGCCCAUACGUCACGGGAUCACUCUCGAGGCUGGCGUCGUCCCUCCGCGUGGAUGUAUCUACCGCAUGAGCGAAGAGGAACUCGAGGUGCUUUGCGCACAACUCGAUGACCUUCUCGACAAGGGCUGGAUUCGCCCUAGUUGAUCGCCAUACGGUGCCCCUGUUCUCUUUGUCCGGAAGAAGAACAAAGAUUUACGGUUAUG
This is a messenger RNA of Chara braunii, 1492 nucleotides long. NCBI's taxonomy places the organism in Eukaryota, Viridiplantae, Streptophyta, Charophyceae, Charales, Characeae. The record is from the annotation of a GenBank genome assembly.